AUGGUCACCCUGGCUGGACCCAAAACUGAGAAGGGCGAGGGGCGAGGAGGCCCUUGGCUGCCCAGCCAGGAAGCCUUGGGACACUCCCUGCACAGGAGCCAGGAUGCAGGUCGGGGGCUGGACCCUCAUGGGAAGGAGGCUUCCUGCCACCGCAAGCACUUCCCCGAGCGGGUGGGAUGUGCCGGGAAGGCGGUGGUGCCGGGCACAGGAAGCCCAGGAAAGGCGCCCAGAGAAGGCAGGCAGCGGGUGACUUCUCCUAACUCCAUGGAGACCUCGGCCCUGGGCUCCAUCAUACCGGGGACGCAGGCCCGCUCACUAGCGUCCGCGGCGGUCAGUCUUUUCCACCACGCAGGGGAGGACGCCUGGAGCCGGACCAGACAUUUCCGCGCCACCGCCUUCCCGGACCAGCUGACCGUGUCCCCGGCCACCCUGGAGCCGGGGCGGGACAGGGAGGUGGCCUGCACGGCCCACAACGUCACGGCCCAGGACCCAGACGCCCUCUCCUUCUCCCUGCUCCUGGGGGACCAGGAGCUGGAGGGAGUCCAGGCCCUGGGCCGGGAGGAGGCUGAGGAGGAGGCGGCUCUGGAGGCCGAAGACCCGCUAUUCUGGGUGACCCAGCGCUGGCUGCUGCCCACCCUGAGCACUCCCGUCCCGGCCACCCUGCACUGCCAGGCCACCAUGCGGCUGCCCGGCCUGGAGCUGAGCCACCGCAGGCCCCUUCCAGUCCUGCACAGCCAGACCUCUCCGGAGCCACCCAGCCUGACCUCACUGAAGCCCUCAGACCUCUUGAAGCCCUCAGACCUCACCUCACUGGGGUCCCGCCACUCCAUCUCCACACCGCGCCCCAACUCUAUCUCCGCAGAGCCCCCAGACACCCCCUCCCCACAGGCCACCCCCAAGCAGGCCUUCUCGCCCAGCCCCCACAGCCCCCGCAGCUGCCACCCUGAGAUCCGCCAGGCUCCCACACCAGCGACCGAGAAGGCAGCUGCCUGGGGGCUGCUGUGCCAGGCAUCCUGCGGGUCUGGAGUGGCUGUGCGCUGGACCCUGGCCCCCGGAGGCCUAGCUGCCUACCAGAGGAGGGAGGCUGGGGCCUGGGCAUGGCUGGGUGCACCGAUGCUGACCAACUCCAGCCCCGAGGGCUGGUUCCAGUGCCGCCUGGAGCCGGGCGGUCAGGUGGCCAGCCUAUUUGUGCAGGGCCAGAAUGCAGACUGGAGUACCUCAUCCAGCCCUGAGGUGGUCCAGCCGCCUGAGGCCCUGUGGAUGGGCGGUGUGGUGCUGGGGCUGCUGCUGCUGCUAGCCCUGGUCGCCUAUGGUCUGAGGAAACACUGCCGGCCAGCAGCCAGGGACCUCACUCACCCGCCUGUCUCUCUGGGGCUGCUCCGUGUACAGGACCCAGUGGGGUGACCGGUGUCUCCACACACCAAGUUGCAGGGCUCUGGGCAGCGGCAGGGCUGACUGUGUACCCUAUUCCCCGGGGGCCAACGCAACUGUGACCACUAUCCCCAGCUGGCCGGGCUUCCCCCACCCUGAGGGUCCACGGCUGGAGAAUAAAGGCCACGUGAUCUGACCACUGGUGACGCCGAUCGUGUUGAGAGAAAGGCCGAGACCUCCUCACAUCUCCGAUGCUACGCCACGCUGGGUGACUGCCCAGCGACAGGUGUUCACCUUUGCUAUGGGGCGAAGCUGGGAAAACCAGGGCCUGCUGGGCUGGGAGACGACGGGCUUGUGGACGCUUCUGUGUGAGGGGCCACUACAGUUUAAUGAGAAACUAGGAGUCUCCAAAGGACUAGAGAAUUGUUCGGUGCGGAGGUUUUGUGGACAGACACUGAGGGCGGUUUAUGGGGUGGGAAAUGCCUUGUUUUCAGGGGGAGUAGGAGCUGGGAGAGUUGGGAGAGCUUUUAGAAAUGAGAUGGGCAGUCGAAGGGCUGGCCAUCCCAGAAGGGAAAGGAGGACCUUGGACCCGACGGAACUGGGGCGCC
Messenger RNA from Fukomys damarensis (Damara mole-rat), 1979 nucleotides. It is a transcript of the gene Madcam1, whose product is annotated as mucosal vascular addressin cell adhesion molecule 1. Gene Ontology annotation, biological process: leukocyte tethering or rolling; heterotypic cell-cell adhesion; positive regulation of lymphocyte migration. NCBI's taxonomy places the organism in Eukaryota, Metazoa, Chordata, Mammalia, Rodentia, Bathyergidae. The transcript has 5 exons. The record is from RefSeq and is a predicted model, not a curated record. Gene Ontology annotation, cellular component: membrane. Gene Ontology annotation, molecular function: integrin binding involved in cell-matrix adhesion. Bases 1 to 1404 code for a protein of 467 amino acids.